This is a messenger RNA of Brenthis ino (lesser marbled fritillary), 987 nucleotides long. The record is from the annotation of a GenBank genome assembly. NCBI's taxonomy places the organism in Eukaryota, Metazoa, Arthropoda, Insecta, Lepidoptera, Nymphalidae.
AUGUAUUUAAAUGGAGAUAAAAAAAAUAUCUCCUACCCCGCGCUGUUACCUAUAUAUAAGAAGAAGAUAGCGUUUUUAUUAAUAAGUACACCAUACUUAAGUAUAAUUACAAUAAUGGCACUAGACUUCAUAGCAGGAUGUAUUGGUGGUUGUGCUGGAAUUGUUGCUGGUCAUCCUUUAGACACUUUAAAAGUUCACAUUCAGUCAGGUAGAGGUGGCGUGCUGGAAUGUGCUAAAGCUCUAUUAAAAGGAGGAACAUUAUCGACUGCGUAUCGUGGAGUAGGUGCACCUUUGGGUGGAAUAGCAGGAAUAAAUGCUAUAGUAUUUGGAGCUUAUGGAAACACAAGACGAGCACUGCCUAAUCCAGACUCUUUGAUGACACAUGCAGUUGCCGGUGGAGCCGCAGGCAUGCUACAAAGUUUUGCCUGUGCACCAGUUGAACUAGUGAAAACGCGUCAACAGUUAGCUAAGCCAGUCGAGGUACCAUCUAGCGCGUGGGGAGAAGCCCGAUACAUUUUGAGAACUGGUGGAUACAAAGGGCUCUUUCGGGGAUUAGGAAUAACAAUACUUCGCGAUAGUCCAGCAUUUGCAAUCUAUUUUACAGCGUAUGAAGCGAUGACCCGUGGAGAUCAGUCAGCUGUGAAAGUGUUUACUGCUGGUGGAAUAGCUGGAGCAUUGUCGUGGAUUUUACUGUAUCCUGUAGAUGUGGUGAAAUCGAGGUUACAAGGUGAUUCAAUAGGACGAUACUCUGGUGCUUGGGAUUGUUUUUUAAAGUCAAUACAGGCGGAAGGGUGGCGGUGUAUGAGAAGAGGGAUUGGUGCCGUAACUUUACGCGCUUUUAUCAGUAAUGGAGCUUGUUUCACAGCUGUUGCGUGGACGGAACGUGCUUGGCAACGUAUUUUAACGAAUGAAUCUAAAAACUUAGUUCAGGGGGCUACUAUUAGUGAAGCUGUAAGGUGCGACAACACAGAAUAUAAAUAUGAUAUU